AGCGUGCCAGGACCGUUUCCGGGGCCUGGCCGGGGCGUUGCCGCGGGGUCGGGCGCCAGCGCGAGUGCUGAGUCACGCCCCGCCCGGGAGCGCCUCGGGUCGGUAACUCGGGAAGACUACCAAGCGGGAGCAGGAGCCGGAGCGAGAGCGCGCGGGCGCGGCCGGCAGGUGAGAUCGCGCCGCCGGGCUGGCUCUGGAGACCCCGGGCGCCCCGGGCGGGGCGGGGACCCGGAAGAGGGGCGAGCGGAUCAGAGGCCUGGCUCACGCCGCGUCUGGCGUGGGGAGGUUGGUGCGCGCAGUUGUGGCGCUGCGAGGAGAGGGAUACUCGGCUCAGGCCCGCCGCUCUCCGUCUCCCCAAAAAACGCAACAGGGAGAUUUGCUCCUGGCCGAGGGCAAAGAAAACUCCACCCUCCUGGUUUGGCCCCUAAAUCCCUGCUAAGUUUUCCUAAGGAAGAUGGGCUUAGGCCGGGAAGGGCGAACAGGGGAAGAGGGAACACGGGGCGGGUGUAACCCGGAUCCUGCGAGGACCGUCCGAGGGUCCGCUGGGUAGAAGCUGCCGGUCCGGACAGAAGGACAGAAGCAGGUGUGAGAGGAAAGGGAGAAACCUCAGUCUCUAAGAGGAAAGAAACUGGAGUUACCCCAGUGCCCAUAGGCUCGGAGGGGGUGGGGGGUGCAGCACGAGGAGGUCUGCUUCUCCCUUCCCGAAGCCCUGGGUGCUGCGGGGACAAAGACCAGUGGUGAGUAAACUGACUCUGAUGGGACGCGUGCAGUCCACCUGGAACUGAAUUAGUGGCCGAUAUUGGGGCUCUCCUUCCAACACCACCUGAUCAACACACCCUGCCUUUCCCUACAACGAGAGUCUUUUUGACCCUGGAAUUUAAGGUGAGGAUGGGGAGGGGUGAGGUCUCUUGGGGGCUGAUGAUCCUGUAGGAGGACAGGCAUAGGGCAGAGAGUGAGAUAUAGUUUGGGAUGGGACUUGCAGGUUUCUGGACUGUGCACCUGUGUUCAAAAGCCUGUAUCAGGUUCCAGUGUGCGUGCGUGCACCUGCCAGAGAGCCCCGGGAUCUCAGAUGACACCUGUCCUCACCCCAGCACCUAGAGAGGAGUUCUCCAAGGAGCACAGUGUGUCACCAAGAAGAGGGCACUGAGCCCCAGCCAGGGUGAGCUGGGCAGGCUCAACACUACCCAGCCCAGAAGUGAUGGGCUGGGUAGGCCGGUGGACUCCAGGGCCAGCCUGACUUUUGUCUGGUGGCGAAAUGAAGCCAGCGUCCAGGUACAGGUGGUGGGCAGACCAUGGGGACCACAAAGUAACUGGCUCUGAGGUGGAUGAACAAAUUGCUUGGCCUAGGUUUUCUGUGUGGGAGUGAAUAUGACAUCCAGAUGAACCUGUCUGCCCCAGAGCUGCCAUCUCCUGGGGAUAAAAGGAGGCUGCCUCCCUUCAGACUUUGAGUCCCUUUUCAGAAAUUGGUCUUUUUGGGGUUCUGUUCUUCAAGUAGUCCCUGAGGGGCUGGCCAUGGAGUGUCCCAGGGAGGGAGGCCGCCCAACCCUCUCCAUCCUGCUGUGUCCCCCAGGUGGAGGAAACUUCCAUGGUGCUGUGAGUCGUGCUGUAGUUGCCCUCUCAUCCGGGAUGGCCACUCUGGGAAUGUGACUCUCCAGAGGCUGAUGUUGAAACCUACCCUUUGCGUGAGCCAUGACGACUCAAAAAGCAUCGUGUUUUAUUUGUAAUAUUUGUGAAGCAAUACUGGAGCAAUUCUGGGAUGACAUUCUUGCUUUGAUCAGAGCCCACACGGUUCCUGCUGUGUGUCUUCUGAGGCACAACCUCUGAACAGCUUUGGCAUAAAUGUAACUUCCUGGUUUUUCAGUAGUCCUAUGGGCUGCUUGUUGUGGAAGAAUACCCUUGAGAUCAGGGUGGACGCUCUUGGCAGAGAAAACAGGAUUGACUGAGCAAAUUUUUGUGUAAAUCAGAUUGUGUGUGUGUGUGUCUGUGUGUAUGUGUCUUGUGGGAGGGAGCAAAGGUAAAGUUACUGAGGAGUUCCUGGACAAUCAGGGUUUGUUCCGUUCUCUUAGGCCUUCUUUUAAGCUAACAUUCCUGAAUCUAGACACACGUAGUUAAGAUUCUCUGUGAUUCCCACUGGGGCUUUGGUGUUCAGUUCAAAAUCAGAUGGUGGAUUUAGCAGUUCCUCAAAAAGUUAAACUUCGAGUUACCAUAUGACCCAGCAAUUCCACACCUAAAUAUGUACUAAAGAGGACUGAAGACCGGUUCACACAAAAACCUGUACACAAAUGUCCAUAGUGGCGUUAUUCACAUAGUCAAAAGGUGGAAACAACCCAAGUGCCCGUCAGCUGAUGAGUGGAUAAAUAAAAUGUGGUCUAUUCAUACACCAGUAAUGGACUGUUAUUCAGCCAGGAAAAGGAAUAAAGCACUGAUAACAUGCUACAACUCGGAUGAACCUUGAAAACAUUAUGAUCAGUGGAAGACGUCGCAAACGAAAAGCCACAUAGUGUAUAAUUCCAUCUACAUGAAUUGUCUAGAAAAGACAAAUCUAUAGAGACAGAAAGAACAUUAAUAGCUGCCCAGGGCUAGGGUAGGUGGGGUACAGCAUUUAUUUUGGGGGUGAUGGAAGUGUUCUGGAAUUAGAUAGUUGUGAUGGUUGCACAACCUGGUGAAUACACUAAAACCUACUGAACUUACAUCUCUUUUUUUGAAAUUUAAAUUAAAAAAAAAUUUUUUUUGAGACAGAGUCUUGCUCUGGCGCCCAGGCUGGAGUGCAGUGGCAUGAUCAUGGCUCAUUGCAACCUUGAUCUCCUAGGCUCAAGCGGUCUCCCACCUCAGCCUCCUGAUGAUACCAGGGACCACAGGCAUGUGCCACCAUGCCUGGCUAAUUUUUUGUAUUUUUUGUAGAGAUGGGGUUUUACCAUGCUGCCCAGGCUGGUCUGGAACUCCGGAGCUCAAGCAGUCUGCCUGCAUUGGCCUCCCAAAGUGUUGGGAUUACAGGUGUGAGUCAGCCUACAUCUCAUUUUUUUUUUUUUUUUUUUAAAGAUGGGGUCUCAUCUAGGCUGGAGUGCAGUGGUGUAAUCAUAGCUCACUGUGAACUUACAUCUUAAGUGGUAAAUUGUAUAUGUGAAUUCUAUUUUGAUUAAAAAAUUAGAUGGUGAACAGUCCGUCCUAUUAUUAAAGACAUUAUUUCUGCAAAAAUGACAUAUGCUUGUUUGAAAAAAAUUCAAACAAUACAAAAGCUUAAGGAAGAAAACAAAAACAUCAUCUAUGACCACUAUUAGCAUUUUGGUUCAGAGAGCAGGUUUGAUGUGUUGAGAAUUGAACUUGGGCAAGUUGUUGAACUUUCUUCCAAAAUAAGGAGAAAAAACUCACACCUUAAAUCGAAGAUAUGAGCAAAAGUGCAACAGAUGCUAACUGCUGUAAUCAUUGCCUGUAUAUGUGUAUACAUACCGAGGUGGAUGUGUCUUAUUGGCCAUAAAUGGGAUUAGAUCUUACAUGUGGUUCUGUGGCCUGACUUUUUGGGACUGGGCAAACUAAUCUGCAAUAUAUAUUUUAUAUAUAUAUAUAUAAAAUAAGUGGCUGCUAUGUAUUCAUUGCUACUGUGUGCCAGGCACCAUGUUAAAAUGCUUUACUUAAAUGAUCUCAUUGAAUCUUUUCUACAGCUCGAAAUCACAGUGGCUCACAUCUGUAAUUCCAGUGCUUCGGUAGGCUAAGGCAGGAGGAUCCCUUGAGGGGCUAGGAGUUCAAGAUCAGCCUAGGCAACAUACAGUGCCUGGUUCAAGAUGGGGUCCCAGGUCUCAGUGGAAUCAGGAGCUCUGCACGUGGUGAUUGUGGGUGGGGGCUUUGGCGGGAUCGCAGCAGCCAGCCAGCUGCAGGCCCUGAACGUCCCCUUCAUGCUGGUGGACAUGAAGGACUCCUUCCACCACAAUGUGGCUGCCCUCCGAGCCUCCGUGGAGACAGGGUUCGCCAAAAAGACAUUCAUUUCUUACUCGGUGACUUUCAAGGACAACUUCCGGCAGGGGCUGGUGGUGGGGAUAGACCUGAAGAACCAGACGGUGCUGCUGCAGGGCGGCGAGGCCCUCCCCUUCUCUCAUCUUAUCCUGGCCACGGGCAGCACUGGGCCCUUCCCGGGCAAGUUUAAUGAGGUUUCCAGCCAGCAGGCCGCUAUCCAGGCCUAUGAGGACAUGGUGAGGCAGGUCCAGCGCUCACGGUUCAUCGUGGUGGUGGGAGGAGGCUCGGCUGGAGUGGAGAUGGCAGCAGAGAUUAAAACAGAAUAUCCUGAGAAAGAGGUCACUCUCAUUCACUCCCAAGUGGCCCUGGCUGACAAGGAGCUCCUGCCCUCCGUCCGGCAGGAAGUGAAGGAGAUCCUUCUCCGGAAGGGCGUGCAGCUGCUGCUGAGUGAGCGGGUGAGCAAUCUGGAGGAGCUGCCUCUCAAUGAGUAUCGAGAGUACAUCAAGGUGCAGACGGACAAAGGCACAGAGGUGGCCACCAACCUGGUGAUUCUCUGCACCGGCAUCAAGAUCAACAGCUCCGCCUACCGCAACGCGUUUGAGAGCAGACUGGCCAGCAGUGGUGCUCUGAGAGUGAACGAGCACCUCCAGGUGGAGGGCCACAGCAAUGUCUACGCCAUUGGUGACUGUGCUGACGUGAGGACGCCCAAGAUGGCCUAUCUUGCCGGCCUCCACGCCAACAUCGCCGUGGCCAACAUCGUCAACUCCGUGAAGCAGCGGCCUCUCCAGGCCUACAAGCCGGGUGCACUGACGUUCCUCCUGUCCAUGGGGAGAAAUGACGGCGUGGGCCAAAUCAGUGGCUUCUAUGUGGGCCGGCUCAUGGUUCGGCUGACCAAGAGCCGGGACCUGUUCGUCUCUACAAGCUGGAAAACCAUGAAGCAGUCUCCACCCUGAUGGAGAGGCCGGGCGGGAGACGAGCUACUGCAGCAGGUGGGCAUACGGACUGCUUGGCACAUGGCACCCGCCUGGCAAGUGCUAGAACUAAUGCUGUUCUUCUGGAAUAAGAUGCCAAUGAUGUGGUGGCCAGAAAUGCAACUUGUAUAAAACAAAAAUGGAGAGAGAGAGGCAUUAAACAAAUACCCCCCUUAGUGGAUGCUUUCUGGGUUUGGAAGGUGUGCUUGCCGUGGUACUGGCUGAGCGGCUCAUGUGUGCUGGCUGCAUGGUGCUGGGGAGGCCACAGCCAGCCUUCCCUCUGCACCUGCCUCCUCUGGGAUGUGCAUGCAUGUGCACGUGUUUGUGGUCAUGACGUGUGCCAUUUAGAGCUCUCAGAGUAGGGCAGAGAGCUGGGCUCUGGUAGCCAGUGUCUGUCUGUGAGGGCAGGAAGGAGAGCUGCACAUUGAGAACAAAGGAGGGACCUGAGGUGGAGAUGCCCUUCACCCCAAAUCUCUGCCAUCACAUGGUCAGGGAGCCCAUACAUUCUGCAACAACCAGGGACUUCACAGGAGCCUUGUUUUCAAUUUGCUAACGGGAGCAUAAUCCCUGUACUCCUCAAGCCUCAUGGCCUUCCUACAUUUCCACUUUAUUUGUUUGUUUAUUUGAGACAGAGUCUCGCCCUGUCACCCAGGCUGGAGUGCAGUGGCAGGAUCUCAGCUCACUGCAACCUAUGCCUCCUGGGUUCACGUGAUUCUCUUGCCUUAGCCUCCCAAGUAGCUGGGACUACAGGCGCGUGCCACCAUGCCUGGCUAAUUUUUGUAUUUUUUUUAGUAGAGACGGGGUUUCACCGUGUUGGCCAGGCUGGUCUUGAACACCUGACCUCAGGUGAUCCAUUCAUCUCGGCCUCUGGAAGUGCUGGGAUUCCAGGCGUGAGCCACUGCAGCCAGCACAUUUCCACUUUUAGAUCCUAACUCCAUAGCAUAGGUUUCAUUUAAGAAGAAAGAGCUAGAUAAAUGUUCCCUUCUGGUUACCCCACCCUGACAGAGUGUGUUUUUACACGGCUAGCAGGGGUUGAGACUGCAGCCUGGCCUGCUAGCCACCGGAGGUGUUUAAGGAAGGGCAGAUAAUGUGACUCUUUGUGGGGUGCCAUCUGCUUACCCAUUAGCGAGCAGAGGGGGUUUCUGCGGGUGACCCCCAGCAUAUUUCUAGGUUACUUAUGGGCAGAUUUGUAAGUGACAAAACUCCAGCUGAUGCUGGGAAUGGGGAGAGGGCCCUCCAGGGACUUUGUGGUUUUGUGCUUCUGGUUUCCUGGCCAACCCCAGGGUCACUCGUCUGGAGGACCAGCUGGGCACUAAUGUCUGUCACCGACUAUGUUAUGGUGUAUAAAUGACUCCUCUAUUUGGGAGAGAUCUUCCAAUCCAGGGACCGCCUGGGUUAAAUCUGCAUAGCAGAAGUGGUUGAUGAGUUCAUCUGAAGAAAUUCAGGCCCUACCUCCCCACCCUGCCCCUCCCUGCUCCCUUUUGAUGGUGGCCUCUGGGUACUUGGGCAGAGUCCUUGGGACACCAGCCUCUCUGGGGUUCUCAGGCCAUCCCAUUGGGGCUGUCACCCAGGCCUAAGUGAGUCGUGUGCCUCUAUUGGAGGAUGGCUGUUCCCCUGGUGGUUACAUCCAAGGAUCUGUCUUUAUGGACCACGAACGGAAGCCUACCUUCCCAGAGGCAGGACCUUUGGUCUGAGAAACACAGGCCCUGGUGCUAUCUGACCUGGGGUCCAGCGAGGUGGGAAUCCCAGUGUGUCAGUGACAGGCCUUGUUCUAUUGAUUUACAAAAUUCUAGAAGGACCUACGUGUGGGGACACAGUUUUCCAAACUGAGGAAAAUGUUGCAAUAAAAGAAUAUGUUGUAAGAAA
Messenger RNA from Symphalangus syndactylus (siamang), 6785 nucleotides. It is a transcript of the gene AIFM2, whose product is annotated as AIF family member 2, ferroptosis suppressor. Gene Ontology annotation, biological process: apoptotic mitochondrial changes; positive regulation of apoptotic process. The record is from RefSeq and is a predicted model, not a curated record. Gene Ontology annotation, cellular component: cytoplasm; mitochondrion. Gene Ontology annotation, molecular function: flavin adenine dinucleotide binding; electron-transferring-flavoprotein dehydrogenase activity. Lineage: Eukaryota; Metazoa; Chordata; Mammalia; Primates; Hylobatidae.